AUGUUUAGCACACGGCAUGAGCAGCACCACGUUGUGCACAUUGGAGGCGCCGAAUUCGUGCCGCCGAUGAUGACGCACUUUGCCCACGUACCCAACCUCUCGCUCUCGACCUCGCCGUCUUCGGAAGCAUCGAGCUCGGCUGCAUCGUCGCCGGUGCACUCGCGAUUCAGCAGCUCCUCCACAGCCUCUUCCGCAGCCGAGUCGCUCGAGGAAUGGGAUGCAGUGCAGGCGCAUCUGGCCUAUGCACGUCGGAUGGCCGACCACACCGCCUCCAUGUGGCAGAAGGAACGUCUUGCCAUCGAAAAAUCCAAGCUCGACGGAACCUACACGGGAAACAUGACUUCGCGACAAAAUGGAAAUGCCCGUCCCCCCGCAGAUGCUCCUACAAAGGAAAGCGGCGAGGAGAAGAAGAAACACAAGAGGUUCGGUUGGAUCAACAACUUCCUCUCCCCACAGUCGCAGGACGAACCACGCGGUCGAUCAAGAUCCCGCCGUUGA
Molecule: messenger RNA, 498 nt
Organism: Moesziomyces antarcticus
Lineage: Eukaryota; Fungi; Basidiomycota; Ustilaginomycetes; Ustilaginales; Ustilaginaceae
Exons: 1
Coding region: 1-498 (165 amino acids)
Source: RefSeq, a predicted model, not a curated record